Momordica charantia (bitter melon) is the source of this 1695-nucleotide messenger RNA. RefSeq names its product F-box protein SKIP19. The record is from RefSeq and is a predicted model, not a curated record. Gene Ontology annotation, molecular function: protein binding. NCBI's taxonomy places the organism in Eukaryota, Viridiplantae, Streptophyta, Magnoliopsida, Cucurbitales, Cucurbitaceae.
AUGGAUCUCAACGGUCCGAAUCUUCGGCCCGAAGACCCGAAAAAAAAAAUCCCCAAUGCCAAACGGUAGCCGCGACCGCGAGGAGCCUUCCCCGAGUUCACGAGUACAAACGACGACAGCCAAACCCUAGUAAAUUCAAUUGUCAUGGAUAUGAUCCCCGUCUCCAUCUCAAAAUUCCUCUGAAUUUUCCCGAGAAAAAACACGGACACGGUGUUCUCUUAAUUGUUUCUUCUCCCAUGGAGUCGAACCCCAUCUCCGGAGACGAAGCGAGGAACUGGCUUGAACUGCCUGCAGACAUCACGUCCAUGAUUCUUCUCAAGCUAGGCGCCAUUGAAAUCCUCUCGAGCGCGCAGAGCGUCUGCUCUUUGUGGCGUAAGAUCUGUAAGGACCCUCUCAUGUGGCGUGUCGUCGAUAUGCACAACAUGGGUGAGUGGGACAUGGACUACGAUUUGGAGCAGAUGUGCAUUCAGGCUGUUGACCGUAGUUGUGGCGAACUGAUCGACAUCAACAUUCAGUACUUUGGCACCAAUGAGUUGCUCCAAUAUAUCACUCAGAGUUCAAAUCAACUUAGAAGACUCCGGAUUGUACGUUGUCAUAGCAUCACGGAUACAGGAUUGUCUGAAGCAGUUUCGAAACUUCCAUUGUUGGAACAUCUUGAAAUAUCUCUCUGUUCGUUUACAGAGAAAACUUUGGAAACCGUUGGACGGUGUUGCCGUCUUCUGAAAUCAUUAAAACUUGACUGUCAGGAUUGCAGAAGAGGAAUGAUUGAUUGUGAUAGGGAUGCCAUUGCCAUUGCUGAAAAUAUGCCUAAUUUACGUUACCUUCAGAUAUUUGGAAGCAGUCUAACAGACAGGGGCUUGCAAGCCAUUCUUGACGGUUGUCCUGAUUUAGAAUCCCUUGAUUUGCGUCAGUGUUUCAAUUUAGAUUUGGUUGGACAAUUGGGGGUAGAAUGUGCUGAAAGGAUUAAACAUUUGCGCUUGCCUCAUGAUCCCACGGAUGACUAUGAAUUUAUUGUCGAAACUGAUGGUUUUGGUGAUGAUGAUUCUCUUGAUGAAGAUUAUCCUUCCGGUUUCUCUGACAUUGAUUUCUUGACUGAAGAUGAUGAUUACUAUGAAUGGUCAGGAGGCAGCAACUUCUCGGACUAUGCGGAUUUUUACUUUGAUUGACCAGAAGCAUAGUGAGAAAACCCUGGCCCUGUCUUUUCUUGCGGCCCCUCGGCCAUUGUAGCAGGUGCUUAAGCAAAUCAAGGUGCCUUUCUUUCAACUGCUGAACUGCAUGAGAAGUUCUCUUCUGUUCGAGUAAGUAACUGCCAUUUUGUUCUAAAGUAUCUGCUUGUUAUCUUCAUUCUGUCACGUUUAUAUAUGAGAUAGUUCUAGGAUUUCUAAGAAACUUAUCGAAAUUUAACUAACCAAGUGAUGUGAUGUAGUGAGAUACUAGUUCAUGUAUCAAAUAUUCAAAAUGUUUCUUCAUACUUGAACUAGUCGACUUGUGCUACUUGGUUUGUCAAAUUUUGGUAUGUCUUGGAGUAUUAUAGUGUUAUUUUCUAUAUUUGUCUCAGAAUGACCUGAAGUUGCUUUAAAAAAAAAAGAAAAGAAAAGAAAGGAGAAAAAAAUAGGCCUUUUUUUUUUUUUUUUUAAGAAGUGUAUUUGGAUAUCAUAUACUUGCUCGUUUAAUGGAUAUGGAUGUUACGGAUGA